AUGGUGAUGGUAACUCUAAUUCAUGAUGUUUUGCUCGACGAUGGUGAUGUGGUGACCGGCGAGAUGGUGUGGUCUGGAGGAAGCGACAACACAGUGGUGGAAGCAUCGAGAAUACUUGUGGCUUAUGAGCUGUUGGUGACGAAAGGUAUCCUCGAGGAAGAGAGAACAGAACACUUAUCGUUGUUCUUUCCUUAUUCUUCACGCUUCCUCUCUUUUGUUCUUCUUUCUUCUAAGGUUCUUUUCCUCUUCUCUUCCAUGGUUGAUCCCUCUGGAACCCUUCCCACUGAAGUUAAAUACAAGUUCCUGGCUGAGACGUAUGGCCUCUCUUCAGCGGACGGGGUCGAGUUCCCAUCACCUGGCUCAUCCAUUAUGUCUCCUCUUCCUGGAAAGGUGGGGGUCUAUCUUAAGACCCUUGACGCCGGACUACACCUCCCCCUUACUGAUUUCCAGGAGGAGGUCUUGCAGAAGGACGGUUGA
Messenger RNA from Lactuca saligna, 477 nucleotides. The record is from the annotation of a GenBank genome assembly. NCBI's taxonomy places the organism in Eukaryota, Viridiplantae, Streptophyta, Magnoliopsida, Asterales, Asteraceae.